Messenger RNA from Lepisosteus oculatus (spotted gar), 2155 nucleotides. Lineage: Eukaryota; Metazoa; Chordata; Actinopteri; Semionotiformes; Lepisosteidae. The record is from RefSeq and is a predicted model, not a curated record.
GGCCGCCCGGUGUCGCAAAAUUUGCAGAAUCACUAUGGCGUCGGUUUUGAAAGAGACAGCGAGUCUGUACGAGACUUUGAAAUCCGAAUGGAACAAGAAGAACCCAGUUGUAAACAAAUGUGGCGAUAUUUUGGCUAAACUGAAGAUCUCCCUGCUGGAGUUAAACUUCCUGCCCACCUCAGGGACCAAGCUGACCAAGCAGCAGCUCAUUCUGGCACGAGAUGUGCUGGAGAUCGGAGCCCAGUGGAGUAUCCUGGACAGGAACAUCCCCUCCUUUGAGAGAUACAUGGCUCAGCUCAAGUGCUACUACUUCGACUACAAAGACGAGCUGCCAGACUCGGCCUAUAAGCACCAGCUGCUGGGUCUGAACCUGCUGUUCCUGCUGUCCCAGAACCGUGUCUCCGAGUUCCACACCGAGCUGGAGAGGCUGAGCGCCCGAGACAUCCAGAGCAACGUCUACAUACGGCACCCCGUCUCUCUGGAGCAGUAUCUGAUGGAGGGCAGCUAUAAUAAAGUAUUCCUGGCCAAGGGCAACAUCCCCGCUGAGAGCUACACUUUCUUCAUAGACAUCCUGCUGGACACCAUCCGGGAUGAGAUCACUGGCUGUAGAGAGACUCGGGGGUGGACCGAGGGCAAGGGGGGGUAUUACUCCUUCAGCUCCCAGCAGCAGCGCACAGAGGAAGUGUCCAUUCCUUCCACAGAGUUGGCACAGCAGGUCAUAGAAUAUGCCCGGCAGCUGGAGAUGAUCGUGUAGCAGCACCUUGCAGCGUGGGAGAGCAACUGCAGAUAUACAGACACAGACGCACAGAGACAGACAUGCAGAAGCGCAGAGAUCUAUACAGCGAUGUGUAGGACAUCGCCAGACAUACCCCCAUAAGUACCUUGUCCAUGACAGAUGCACACAGGUGGGCAAGUUCACGCACCGAGGGACUGACACGCAUGCAUUUGUGUGCCUGUGUGUGAGUGUCUGUGUGUGUAAUGCAGGUGUAAUAAAGACCUAACUGCAGCAGCCGGCGGUGACACUCUCCUUACUGGACCUCUUCGCUGUUUGCCUGCUGGGCACCCACGUCAGGCUCCCGUCAACACUAACAUUGUGUUGCGACAGGGGCCUGCCCUCCGAGAGCCGGCCUGGACACAACGCCAAGCACAAAACAGAGCAGACCGGGCACAUGAGGCCUUGUGUGACACGCAGGGCCUGACAGCGACGCUCUUGACAGGAAGCUGAGCGAGGCAGGAAGUGUAGGAGGCCUGGCUCCUCUGAUUGGAGGGGAUGCUCUGUGGCCAGCAGGGCUCUGUGUCUUAAUCCUUCUAGGAUUCCCUGCCACCCCUUAACAGCUAAUCGGGCUGCCAUUGGCUGUGCCGUCUGAGCCACAGUCUGAGGCCUUUCUGUUCAGUACUGAUCCUCUGGCGGUGUUUGCGGUGGUCUGUUGAGAUCUGAUCCAUUCACAGUGUGCAUCUGGUAGAGCAGCUUGCGCUGUUCCAGGCUUUUCCGGUUUGACUAGCUGUGUGAGGAGUUGGAUAGUUUUAACUCUUUGUCCAAAACACAUAUGUUGCAGCCUGGCCUAUAAUUGCGCAGCUUGUGAACACACGGUCAGAUCAGCUCUGCAGAGAACGGGCUCGGGUGGCCUGCAGAGUUUAGGAGCUGGUGCCCACUUGGCCCGUUGGUGUGGGCGCGGAGCUCGUUUCGUCCAGCUCUGGCCCCGGCACCAGGCGUCUCGACCACCUCUCCCUUCCCGGGAGAAGGCCUCCAGCACACCCUGCAGCAGCUGCUGGUGCUGUAGUUGACAUCCUCGACAUUGUUUGUAAGGCAAUAACUGUCCGAGCUCACAGUAGGCUGGGAAAUAGAGAGGCCAUGACGUCUGUGGACUAUACAUCACUGCAAGGAAAGAACUGCUGUUGGCAAAAAUGCUUUCAAGUAGCUAUGCUGUAGUUCUGCAUCUGCCCACUAGAGUGUGCUCUGUCAAGGUAACACCAAUCCUUGUUCUCGUUUCCUAGCGAGAGGUGAGAACAAUGACUGCUGUCCAGUUCUGACUUGUUUUGCCCCCUGGUUCUUCAUGUGCGUCUUCUCACAAAAGAAGUUGUUUAUUCCUGUGAUGUGACUUUUACUGUAAUAUAUAUGCCAAAUAAAAAAUAAAACCCCUUUUCCACUUUUGAA